Molecule: messenger RNA, 396 nt
Organism: Hepatospora eriocheir
Lineage: Eukaryota; Fungi; Microsporidia; Hepatosporidae
Source: the annotation of a GenBank genome assembly
AUGUUAGAAGAAAAUUCAGCAAACGCAAUGUUUAAAUUUUUAAUUAGAAAUGAAAUUAGUGCUUCUAACAAUUUAUUUAACUUGGAAUAUGAAGAUGAAUUUUUAUUAAAAAAUUUACUGAAAAUAUUCAUCUACUUUCAUAACAAAGAAAAUUCUAUUGAUACUUUGAAUAAUUUAAGUACUUUUAGAUUUGGUACAGUUAAAUUUGAUCAAAAGAUAAACGUAUUAUUCUUUAUUAUUUACACACAAUCAAAUCUUAACAAUAUUAUUAAUGAUUUUAAAUAUUUAGUUAAGACAAUAUUUAAUAAUUAUUAUGUUUAUAAGAUUAAUUUUAAUGCAAAGUGUCGCUCUUCUUUGAUUUCAAAAAUUAUAAAACAGAUAAAAAUUAAUUACUAA